This is a messenger RNA of Durusdinium trenchii, 1505 nucleotides long. NCBI's taxonomy places the organism in Eukaryota, Dinophyceae, Suessiales, Symbiodiniaceae. The record is from the annotation of a GenBank genome assembly.
AUGGAAUUCUUCGUCCUGCCAGAGACUCCUUCCAAGUGCCGAUGUGAAGAUCCUUGCAUCGGCAAAGACUUUGGUGCCUCAGGACGUGGGACCGACCCAGCGACCGGAGAAAUCCUUUGCGACUGCCAUACUCAGGUUGCAAACACCGAGUGCUCGAGGCCGGGGCAACAAACCUUCUCCAUUGUGGGCAACGCCGCUGGCUGCCAUUGCGAGCCCGCCCCAGUAUGGGCAAGGAGCAUCAAGAGCCCCGUGGAGACGGCCGCCCUGGCCUUUUGCGAAGCAGCGGCCCAGGAGGGCGACGAGGACUCAGUCCCCUCGGUGUCCGUAUGCGAGGGGCAACUCUCCAAUAGAAAGGCGACGGGUCCCUACGGGCGCUUGGACGCCUUGCUUGCAGAAGCUCCAAAGACCGUCGCUUGGCAUUUAAAUCGAGUAUGCAGAGACGAGUGCAAAGAGUUGGUGAAGAAGACGAAGGGGGAAAUGAAGAAGAUGCAAAGAGACAUGGGCAGCCCUCGAGGUGGUGAUGACAGAGCCAUACCCGUCGGCGAGACGUGUGCCGAUCGCGUUGUGAAGCAGGCUGAGGCGGAGAUCUUCGGAUGCUGCGGCCGGUCCUGCGGGUGGAACGGCCGCAGCUGCAUCUCUUGGCCGUUUUUCGAUGAGCGGCAAAAGGCUGAUUGGCAGGCUGAAUGCUGCACUGAAUAUAACGUCUUGAAGAACUCCAGCCGCGAAAAGAUGUGCAACUCGGUGCUGAAGAAGCACGAUGCAGACUUGGCUUCGAAGAAUGACCUGAGCCAGGAGGGCAAAGAUGUGGCCGCGGCCUAUGUUGGCCAAGACUUCCAACUUCUGUGGACCCAAAAAGGCGUCGACUCCGAGCUGGGCCGGAACUACACCUGGCUGCAGCCAAAGCCGAAGGCUGGGGAAGAAGUGACCGAGCAGCUCCUACUGCUUCAGCCCAACAUCCGGAAGAAGGCGCUCGACGAAGGCUGGUUCAAACAAAAGAAGCUUGAAACAGCUUCGCUCAUGGAGAUACAGGGUACACCCACCAACUGUAUCCCCAAGGAGAUGGAUACAUGCACGAGUGACAUGCAGGAGUUGCGCAUAAGUGUUUGCGCCAAGCAGGAAGGCUGGCUUUACUCUCACAUACCAAGCAAAAUGAAGUGCAAGAAGAUGAUUGACACAAAGAAGAUGGCCAAGAGCCCCUACGAAUGCUUCACUGAAGCCAAGUAUGGCGCUGUGGGUACAAUCAAGCACUAUGCGUUCCACUACAACAAAGCGAAUGCAGAGCAGCCCAUUACGUGCUACGCACAACCAGACAAGUCAACUUGCAGUUUGAGGCCACCACCCAAGCUUGUGCAAAAGGACACUGUCAUUAAAUUCGACUCGGUUUGGCUCUGGCUUGAUGCACCUGUCAAGGCAAAGACCUCUACACCCUAGAAUCGCUUGACGUCCCGGCCCAGUGUGAAAUAGAGCGGCCUGAGCUGAUCAAAACAUGGACAGAUGAAAACCAU